UGCAGACACCAGACCCCUUUGCCCUUCAUGGGAAAUCUCUGCUACAGCCUCGUCCACCACUCAGACGAAACCACACACUGAGGAUAAUGUUACCCUGUUCAAAUUUUGCUGUGGUCCUCUGUUUCCUUCAAGUCCUCUACAUCACUGCUGAUAUAGACACAAGUAGCUUCCUCAUCUUCAAUGAAGAUCACAACAAGUGCAUAAAGGUGGAGACUGCCAGCUCUAUAACACUGGCUCCUUGUAAACCUCGUGCCAAAGAGCAGCAGUUCCGGUGGGCCUCUGAAUCACGUCUCCUCAGUUUGUCCCUCAAGUUGUGUCUGGGUGCUACAGCGAUAAAAGACUGGGUAAAGGUGCAGCUGUUUGAAUGUGAUGAGAACAGUGACCUCCAGCACUGGGAGUGUAAGAAUGAUACCAUCUUUGGCCUAAGAGACCAGGACCUGCACUUAAACUGGGGCAACCGCAAUGAGAGAAACGUAAUGAUCUACAAAGGUUCAGGGGUCUGGAGUCGCUGGAAGAUAUAUGGCACCCGGGGGGACCUUUGUUCAAAAGGAUAUCAAGAAAUUUUCACAAUAGGGGGCAAUGCUUUUGGAAGCCCCUGUCAGUUCCCAUUUAAGUUCCAAGAGAAGUGGUACCCUGAAUGCACAAAGGACGGCCGAUCCGACAAUCAGCUGUGGUGUGCCACAGAGAGAGAUUAUGAUGAAGUGCAGAAAUGGGGAUUUUGUCCAACCAGAGCAUCCUCUAGUUGGGAGACUGACCCAGUCACUGGGGUUCAGUAUCAGUUAAAUGCACAGUCAGCACUGACCUGGUAUCAGGCCAGGAAGAGCUGCCAGCAGCAGGGAGCCGACCUCCUCAGCAUCGUAGAGUUACAUGAGCAGUCAUACAUUUCAGGGUUAACAAAUCAUUUGGGAUCAUCUCUGUGGAUCGGGCUGAACAGCUUGGAUUUUGACAGUGGAUGGCAGUGGAGCAAUGGAAACCCAUUCAGAUAUCUAAACUGGGCCCCAGGUCAUCCCUCAUCUGAAACCGGGCUCAACUGUGCAACCCUAAAUGCUGCAAAGGCCUCAAAAUGGGAGAGCAGCACAUGCACCAAGAAACUUGGUUACAUUUGUCGUAAAGGAAACUCCACCAGUCUGCCCCCACCACUGAUCAAACAGCCUGGUUUCUGCCCCAGUCACUGGGUCCACUAUGCAGGAAACUGUUACUAUCUGGAGAGGAGUACAAAGAUGUGGAGGGAUGCCUUAGCUGCAUGCCGCAAAGAGGGAGGAGAUCUGGCCAGCAUAAACAACAUAGAGGAGCAAAGCUUCAUCAUAUCUCAGUCUGGAUACUUGCCGACAGAUGUGCUCUGGAUUGGUUUAAAUGAUCAAAGGAACCAGAUGCUCUUUGAAUGGUCCGAUCACUCACAUGUCACCUUCAUCCAGUGGCAGAGUGAUGAGCCCUCUCAUCUCACCAACCUCCAAGAGGACUGUGUUGUGAUUCAAGGAAAGGAUGGGAAGUGGGCAGAUCACAGAUGUGAGCAGGUAUAUGGGUAUAUCUGCAAGAAGAAGGCUUCGACUAAAACACUUUCAGGCGCUAUAGAGCAAGUAAACCCAGGAUGCAAGCUUGGCUCUUUUAGGUUUGCUUCAUACUGUUAUUGCAUCGGAGAAGAAACAAAAACUUUUGAAGAAGCAAAGCAGGUGUGCUCAGAGGCUGGUGCUAACCUGGUGGAUGUAGCUGACAGAUAUGAGAAUGCUUUUCUGGUCAGUUUGGUGGGCUUGAGACCAGAGAAGUACUUCUGGACAGGGUUUUCCAACACAGAAGACAGAAACACUUUCAAAUGGUCAACUGGAAGAAAAGUAACAUUCACUCAUUUCAAUGUAGGAAUGCCAGACAGAAAACAAGGAUGUAUUGCCAUGACAACUGGGAUUGUUGCUGGAUUAUGGGAUGUUAUCAGCUGCAGUAACAAGGAGAAGUAUAUUUGCAAGAAAAGUGCAGAGGGUCUGCAGACAACAACAGCUCCACCCACCACUCUGGCCCCAAGAUGUGCACCUGGGUGGACGCCACUUGCCACAGGGAACAAAUGUUACAAAGCUUACACAAAAAGUCAAGAGCAUAAGAAGACUUGGUUUGAAGCACGGGACUUCUGCAGGGCCAUUGGUGGAGAUCUCAUAAGCCUACACAAUAGGCAGGAAGUGAGACAAGUCUUUCGCAGUGGAAGAGUCUGGAUAGGCUUCAGCUUACAGGGUACCAAUGAAGGUUUUGUCUGGAGUGAUGGAUCGCCUUCUGACUUUGAGUACUGGGGCUAUGGGGAACCAAACAACCACAAUGACAACGAGCACUGUACAGAGAUGGAAACUCAUUUUGGUUGGAGAUGGAAUGAUCGACACUGUGAGGCCUACAAUAACUGGAUCUGUCAAAUACUCAAAGGUGUGACUCCCAAACCUGAGCCUGCCAUAGUUGCACAAGAAUACAACACCACAGAAGAUGGAUGGCUUAUAUACAAUGACACCCAGUAUUACAUUAACAUGAACAAACAGAGUAUGGAAGCUGCCAGAGACUACUGUAAAAAAAGCUUUGGUGAACUUGCAGUCAUCACAGGAGACAGCGAACGGAAAUUCCUUUGGAAACAGAUUUCUAAAGAAAAAGAAGGACAGUACUACAUUGGCAUGACAGUGAAUUUGGAUAAAUCAUUUAGCUGGGUGGAUGGCACCCCUGUAACCUACACUGCAUGGGAACACAAUGAGCCCAAUUUUGCCAACAAUGAUGAAAACUGUGUCACUAUGUACCAGAGCAUGGGGUACUGGAAUGAUAUUAACUGUGGUCUUAAGCUUCCAUCUAUUUGUAAGAGAAACAGCAGUUUUAUCAAUACAACAAUGACACCAACCACAGUUCCCAAAGGAGGAUGUGCUCCAGAGUGGCUAGCUUUCCAAGGAAAGUGCUACAAAUUUGUUGUGGGGGAUGACAAAAACUGGCACGAUGCCAGGACAUACUGCAUAAACCAGGGAGGAAAUCUGCUUUCUGUAAUCAAUGAGAAAGAGCAAGCAUUCCUAACAACACAGAUGCUGAACUACAAGAAAGAUUUUUGGAUUGGCAUGAAUGAUGUCAACUGGGACAUGCACUUUGUGUGGACAGAUGGCAAAAGCAUUUCAUACACCAACUGGGGCUUAGGGGAGCCAGCAUCAGCAUCUCCAAUGGGAUAUUUUCAUGAGUCCUAUGACUGUGUGAUCAUGGUGGGCAGCAUUACCAGAAAAACAGGAUACUGGAAAGUGGGUGACUGCGUGUCAAACCACAGCUUCAUCUGUAAAAGAAACACUGAUUCACAGAUUGCAGUCAAACCCACCACUGUGUUACCAAAGGCCUUCUACAAGCUCGGCAAUGAUUCCUACAAAGUGGUGGCCCAGAAGAUGCGUUGGGAUGAAGCUAGAAGGCAGUGCCAAGCAGAUGAUGCAGAUCUGGCUAGCAUCCUGAAUCCUGUAACCCACGCAUACGUCACCUUGCAGAUGUUCAAGCUCAGUGAGCCUGUGUGGAUUGGGCUCAACAGCAAUGUGACUGGUUUUCGCUUCAAGUGGGUUGAUAACUGGCCUCUGUCUUUCACCAAAUGGGGCAAAUUUGAACCUAAAAAUAACUACGGCUGUGUGUAUAUAGAUGUGGACAAAACAUGGAAGACUGCACCAUGUACCAAUACCUAUUAUUCCCUUUGCAAAAGGUCACCAGUUGUACCUCCCACUGAAUCCCCACAGCUUCCUGGUGACUGUCCCGAAUCAACAAAGAGAAGAACAUGGAUACCUUUCAGAGGCCAUUGUUAUUCCUUCAUCAGUUCAAUAACCUAUAAUUGGCCCCAUGCCUCAGUUGAAUGUGUAAAAAUGGAUGCUUCUCUAGUGAGUAUUGAGGAUCCUACUGAGAAUAAAUUCAUAGAAAAGAACUUGGAGAUUCUCCAGGACAGUGCCAAAACCUUUUGGAUUGGCAUGUACAAGACCAAUGAAGAUAAGUGGAUGUGGAUUGAUAAGAGCCCUGUGGACUAUACCAACUGGGAAGUAGGAACACAAAAGACAGCGUCAUACGUGUACAUCACUUCUUCCAGUGGUCAGUGGAAUGGAUUCACUGGCAACAUAGCUAUGCCUUUCAUCUGCAAAAGACCAAAAGAUAUUAAAGCUACAGAAAAGCCUCCAUCUGUUGCCCAUGUCAUUAACAACACCAAACAUGGAUCUGCUGGCAUAACUGUGUUUAUAGUCCUCAUUGUAAUCGCCAUAGUUGGACUUGGUGCCUUCCUCCUCUUCCGUAAAUAUAUACCCCGGAUACCCAGGAUCCCUAACCCUGCCCAUGAAGAAUCCACAUUUGACAACAAGUUAUAUGUUGACAAUCCAUUCAAAGUGAAAGUAGAUACCAAAGGGUUGGUCGCCAACAUAGAGGAGAAUGAGGAAGCAUAGAAAAGCAUGAAAGUAGGGGCAGUAAGCAAUAUGAAAAUUAGAUUUGUCUUGAUUUCAUGCUUAUAUUUUUGAUAACUUUACUGAGAACUGAAAUUGUUUUUUUUAUUGCUUUUUAUUGUUUUUGUUUGUCUUACAGUGAAUCAAAAACACUGAUUAUCAUAAUUAUUAACUCUUUCAAUCAUUGUCACUGCAUUCAGUGAUGUGGAGAGAAGAAGGCAUAAACAAUCAAAACGGAUUUUAUUGUGAUAUUACUGUCAUGUGAUUAUUUUAUUUUUAAUCAAUCCAUAUGACCACAAAUGUUAGGAAUCAAUAGACAUGAAUGUGAUUUUCACUGGAAUUUGACAAAUCUAACUUAUCUGGAAUGCUGCUUUUUAUUCUCCAGCAGCUGUUCAUCUUCAUAUU
Molecule: messenger RNA, 4802 nt
Organism: Archocentrus centrarchus (flier cichlid)
Lineage: Eukaryota; Metazoa; Chordata; Actinopteri; Cichliformes; Cichlidae
Product: macrophage mannose receptor 1-like
Exons: 30
Coding region: 87-4400 (1437 amino acids)
Source: RefSeq, a predicted model, not a curated record